Molecule: messenger RNA, 3155 nt
Organism: Rattus rattus (black rat)
Lineage: Eukaryota; Metazoa; Chordata; Mammalia; Rodentia; Muridae
Gene: Erlin2
Product: ER lipid raft associated 2
Exons: 11
Coding region: 14-1033 (339 amino acids)
Biological process (GO): SREBP signaling pathway
Cellular component (GO): endoplasmic reticulum membrane; endoplasmic reticulum
Molecular function (GO): cholesterol binding; ubiquitin protein ligase binding
Source: RefSeq, a predicted model, not a curated record
UACAGGUUCACUGAUGGCUCAGUUGGGAGCAGUUGUGGCUGUGGCUUCCAGUUUCUUUUGCGCAUCUCUCUUCUCAGCUGUGCACAAGAUAGAAGAGGGACAUAUCGGAGUAUAUUACAGAGGUGGUGCCCUGCUGACCUCCACCAGUGGCCCAGGUUUCCAUCUCAUGCUCCCGUUCAUCACAUCCUACAAGUCUGUGCAGACCACUCUCCAAACGGAUGAAGUGAAGAACGUACCAUGUGGAACCAGUGGUGGUGUGAUGAUCUACUUUGACAGAAUUGAAGUGGUGAACUUCCUGGUCCCACAUGCAGUGUAUGAUAUAGUGAAGAACUAUACUGCAGACUAUGACAAGGCCCUCAUCUUCAACAAGAUUCAUCAUGAGCUUAACCAGUUCUGCAGCGUCCAUACACUUCAGGAAGUCUAUAUCGAGCUGUUUGAUCAAAUCGAUGAAAACCUCAAACUGGCUUUGCAGCAGGACCUGACCUCCAUGGCCCCUGGGCUUGUUAUCCAAGCUGUACGAGUGACAAAGCCCAACAUCCCUGAGGCAAUCCGCAGGAACUAUGAGUUGAUGGAAAGUGAGAAGACGAAGCUUCUCAUUGCGGCCCAGAAACAGAAGGUGGUGGAGAAGGAGGCGGAAACGGAGAGGAAGAAGGCCCUCAUUGAGGCAGAAAAAGUGGCACAGGUUGCAGAAAUCACCUAUGGGCAGAAGGUGAUGGAGAAGGAGACCGAGAAGAAGAUUUCAGAAAUUGAGGAUGCUGCGUUUCUGGCCCGGGAGAAGGCAAAGGCCGAUGCUGAGUGCUACACUGCUCUGAAGAUCGCGGAAGCGAAUAAGCUCAAGCUGACCCCAGAAUACCUGCAGCUGAUGAAGUACAAGGCCAUUGCUUCCAACAGCAAGAUUUACUUUGGCAAAGACAUCCCCAACAUGUUCAUGGACUCCGCAGGCGGCCUGGGCAAGCAGUCUGAGGGGCUGAGUGACAAGCUGGGCUUUGGCCUAGAAGACGAGCCCCUAGAGACAGCCACAAAGGAUAAUUGAAGAAAAAGACAUGUGUGCAACCUCUGAUUGUGCAGCUUAGAGAGAUCUUUAUUUUUUAAGAUGAGACAGAGUGCUCCUCCUCUCCACACUACCUUCCUUGACUCUUCGUUACUAUGAUUAUAAAAGGAAGAAAUGACACAAACUUACCCCCUUCUGGGAAGGGGGGAGCAGAUGGAGAAUUGGCUUUGGUUUAUUUUUAAUUCAGGUAAGUAAGUUGUAUGACUUCUGAUAAGGUGUGUACACCAUAGAUUUGACCUCUGACCUGCAGACACCAACUUUGUCACUUUGAAGCUGGCUUAACUGAGGAUACUGUCAGUAGGAAGAGGGAGAGUUGUCGUGCUGCCUCCUCAUGGCUUGAUUUCCUUCAUGGGAAAAUGCACUCCGUAGUUCUCUCCCUUGCCUCUAAUGUAGGCAGUGUCUGCAUGUGAGUGAGGUUCGUAACAGAAGGGGUGUCUGCUGUGGAACAUCGGCUGCAAAGAGCGUUGGCCUGCUGGGCUUUGACUGUGAGUGGAUUACUCUAGAGUUAAGCUGUCUUGAGCCCUUUCUAGGGCACCAAGAACUUGGUGCUAGGUUUUGCAAGGUUUUCUACACACUGUACUCUGCCCUAGUGUUCUCUGACUACGUCUCUCCGCAGCAGGGCUCAGUCACUCCACACGCUCCUUUUCAGUACUUCCACCUGAUCUGUGAUUUGAUUUCUUCUUGAAUAAUCUAUUCAUCAGUUCUACUCAGCAUUAAGAUGGGAACAAACAGGCGCUGUACUAGCUGGUGACCUGGCUCCGUAUUCCUUCCUCAUUAGCACUGUAGUACUGUUUGGCUAAUUAUGCAUAUACUUUUGAGACCAAACAUCUUUAUCGUUAUGGAGGUUCUUCACUAAGAGCCCUUAACACUGUGGAGCAGAAGGGCCCAGCCAGUAGACAUCCGAGUAGUCGUGCCUGUGGCCUGUGCUGGGGUUUGUCUGACACCCUUGUAAGAGCUUUUAACUCUGGCAGCAGCCACUUGAGAGUCAGCUCCAGAGCGGCACAGUAGAUGUGAGGCAGAGCCGUGCCCAUUCCCUGUGGGCCUCAUUGAAUCCCCGAGUUUUGUUUUUUGUUGCUCAUUAGGAAAGCAGUGAGCCACCCUAGGAAAUUGAGAAUGGGAAGAACAGAUACGAAAGAAAGGUAUUUCUUAUCCCGAAAUUGGGCUGGAGGCAGGAGGCUCCUCCAUGGCCCGUGAGCACGCACAGAAUACCUUUGUGGAGGGCAGCUAUCCAGUUAGUUUGCAGACAUGGCGGAACCCUGUACAACCAUGACCACCUCUAGCUUAGGACUUGGCCUUGUUUGCUGGUCCUCUACCCACCUCUCACACACACAAAACACCUACUGUUCUCUUAGGUGACUACUAUAAAUGAUAUUUUCUGGCAUCAAUUCCCACCUCAUUUUUGGUUUUGUAAGUCAGGCCAGUUUGCUCUGAAGUGACACCAGGCUUGUCAGGCUUCAGGUAUUUGGGAAGCAUCCAGUCUGCCCAGAAAGAGGCAGAGUUCAUUGUGCAUACUUCAGAUGUCCCCUUCUUUGCCCUGACUCCUCAGACUGAGACUUCUCAGGCCACGGACCCUGGCCACGCUCUGUACAAACUAAAGCUCUUACAAGAGUGUUUUUUUCCUCCCAAGACCAACUCAUCUUACUCCCACUUGUUGCUGCUAAUCAUUUGAAAGCAACAUGCCGUACCCAGCAUCCUCUUCUACAUGAACCUCAGAACACUACUUGAGUGGAGUCAGUGCAGGAGUCAGGGUAUCCCAGCAAACAGCACCCUCCUAGCCUGAAAGUCUUCUGACGGACAUUCUGAUAGCUCAUCCCUCCAUCACGGAGAGCCACGAUAAAGUCCUGCUGCAACUGCUGCUUCCCCGCCCCUUUGAUGUCACUUCUUUAACAAAACAUGAAUGUUCCCAUGUCAUAGCAUAAAUCCAGUAGCUGUUGGUAUCUGUCACAGCAGUAAAAUCAUGGACCGCAGAUGUCUUUUAGCUUGGGAUACCUAGCCCAUCUGUCUUUGUGACCUUGUUUUUUGUAAUACUAUAAAAUCUGAUUGUAAAGAAUUUGAAUUCUAAACAUAUAAAAUGUGAUAAGCCUGCAGUUUUGUAGGCAGUGAA